AUGGAAUUCGGGGAAAGCGGCAGCGAGUCUGCAGACGACCUAAGAGAAGCCAAUCGACAGCUCGAACAGCUUCGGCAGCAGCGUGGACUUGGCUCAGAGCAGCAUGGAUUUGUUGCCCGAAACCUCGAAAGUGCUCUUGAUAUUCUGGCGUCGCAGCUCAACUCCAAGCCAACUCACUUUAUUUUGGAGCUCAUCCAGAAUGCGGACGAUAACGCGUAUCCACGUGGCGUCCGGCCUACAUUCAGCCUUGUCCUCGGCAAGAAUGGAUCCAACUACACACUUCGUACCGACUGCAACGAGACCGGCUUCUCUUUGAAGAACAUCGAUGCUAUUUGCAGUAUUGGCAAGAGCACCAAAACCGGGAUUAUUAAUGGUCAGAAAGGGUUCAUUGGCGAGAAGGGCAUUGGGUUCAAGAGCGUCUUCAAAGUUGCCCAUCAAGUCGACAUCCUGAGCAACUUUUAUGAAUUUCGAAUUGACCGCACAGCCCACCUGGGCAUGCUCGAUCCGAAGCCGCAUAGAUUCCCUGACACUCAGAGACGUGAGGGGCACACCCAAAUGCUGCUUCAUCUUCUCAGGGACAAAGACCACAGAAUUUCUGACAUAACCAAAGGACUCCAGCAAAUCAAGCCGGAGUUGCUUUUGUUCCUGCGUCAGCUGAGCGUGCUGAAUAUAAAGGCCGAAAACGGACAUUGCGUGUAUAGGUCAGCUCGCCAGGAUCGGGAUCCAAGAUACGACGGAGAAACUGUUUCUUUGAUUGAGGAUCGUACCGCAUCCCCACUCGAUGAGCCCGUGAAGACCACAAAGCUGUAUCGCAUUGUACGAUACGAAUUGCAUGACAUGCCUGUCGAUGCCCGCCGGAAUAGCGUUUCCAGCACCGAGAUCACACUGGCGUUCCCUGUUGGCUCCGAGCUCGAGACAUGCGACGCUUUUGCUUUUCUGCCAAUCGACCAGUCUGGAUUCAACUUCAUCGUGCAGGCCGACUUCCUUCUUGUGGCCAAUCGCCAGGCACUGCAGCAUGCCCUGCCGUGGAACCAAAGAAUCCUUGAGGCUGUUCCCGAUGCCUUCGUGCAAGCAGUUCAUCACUUCAACCAUCCCGGUGCAACACACGGAUACAGUCUGAAAUACGAAUGGCCUCUCUUCCUCGAGUACACCGGCCCGAAGAGCUCCCCCUGGGCAGAGGUUCAUCAAGGAAUCAAGAAAAGACUGUGCGAUGAGGACGUUCUUGAAGCUCGAGAUGGCAGCUUUAGGGCUGUGCGGCCUAUUCCAUGCCCUGCGGGCACUCAGCAGACUGCUGCCCACAAACCACUCAUUGUCAUUCCAACAGAGUACCGCUUUGACAAUGGCUUCCUAAUCGAUGCGACAAUCAACCACGGCCAUCAUCUGGCGUUCGAAUACGACCCUGUCUUGGAGAAGUUGAAGACACUCGACAUGAAGGAGAUGACUAGUGCAGGUCUUCGUAACGAAUUCAGCGAUUGGCUCGAACGUGCUGGCCAUGCCGGACUUGCCGCGAAGUCUGACAAGUGGCACGUGGCACUGGCUGCGGCCUUCAUGUGGAAAGGCCGCAGCAAGCAGAAAGACAAGCUUCAGGAACUACCUCUGGUUCAUCUAGCAGACGGGAGCUGGGCAGCCUGUGCGAGCGGCGACAUCUUUUUCCCGUCAACGUCAACGGGAGCAGUCUUGAAUGUGCCCUCUGAUCUUGGAAUUCGAAUCGUUCAUUCACAAGCUGCAAAAGAUCCACAUCGACGGGAAUUCUACACUUACCUCGGUGUCAAAAAGCUGGACGCUGAAACGAUUUGUUCUUUGAUUCUGGAAAAGCACGCAACGAUUCCGAGACCUACGCGGAAGCCGCUUAACUGGGUGCUCGACAUCCUGUUCCUUUUCAGACAGAAGAAGCUUCUAGAGACGAUGGACAAGAAACCUCGAUGGUUCCUGGUGGCCGGCAAUAGGUCGAUCGCAGAGCAUGUGUAUGUGGAGGAUCCGUCUAGCCACUGCCCUCUCCUUUCUAGACUCAUUGCCGAUCCUAGCUCGGAGAUACGAACCCCCAGCAGCGAUAUUAUGGACGCAUUCACUGGGAACACCAAAUAUGAAUUCAUCAGUUGGUUGCAGCAGCUCCCGGGAGUAUCCUCACGACCCCGACUCGUACAUAAGGGCUGUUUGACUAGAGAAUGGCUCGUUCUCAGUCAAAAUGCAGGCAAUGAGCUCUUGAUUUACCUGAAAGACAUGUACAAGAAUGACCACCAAUCUUUCAGUCACAUGGGCGAAGUUGGGGCCGCCAUGGGUAACAUUCGCGUUCAACUGAUGAACAACCAACGAAUCGCCCAAAGGCCAGCAUCUGCAGUCACCCAAGAAUCGGUCAACGAAUUUUAUAGAAAGCUGAGCAUAAGUGCCCGAGACUUUCAACCUCAGAUCCGAACUGCAUUUACACAGCAGCCCUUGAUCUUCAUCAGCGGCCCAAAUCCCCAAUGGGCUUAUCCGACUGACUGUAUAUGGCGUCGGCCUGACUACGUUGAAACCGGAUUGCCCCUGCCCAAGGUGUAUGAAGGCUAUACUGGUCUGUUCAGGGAUUACCUCGAGAUUCGAAGCAUCAACACAGGUGAUAUCGCACGCGAGAUAAAGGCUAAAGCCCAGAAUGGGGGAAGUAUUGAAAAGGUUAAACAUCUUGUUCGAGACCUCAUUGCAUUGCUUCCUCAUGGGAGACUUGCUGAACUAGAGGAGCAAGACCGAGACGAGAUCGAGGGAGCACAAUUAUUCCCUGUCAAGACUUACAGGCCGGAGCUGGAAAAGAUGUUCAUCGGUAAGGUCGAGCUUCUCGACGUAGAUGCGAGUCUCCGAAGAAGCCUCGUGGGCGCGUUUGGGCUGCACCAUCGACAACUUUCCAAGGCUGUCACGGAAGAAGUGACUUGGAACGAUCGGGGACAAACUGUUGAUCGCAACAUGACAACCUCGUUCCGUUCUAGGGCUGCACAAUUUUGCAGGUACGACUCGAUGUUUCUUUCGAAUCUCAGAUUCACGUUACUGGUCAGGCUAACACGACUCAGGCUCAGUAGCAACCCGACCGCCGAAAUGCUUGAUCGGCUCAAGAAAACCGAAGUUAAGACGGUCUCAUGCAUAAACAUCACGAGAAACCUCGAUGGAUGCGACCCGAUACGAGAUGCGUCGCGUCGCCACCAUGUACAGGAGCUCGAUGACCGCAUCGUCAUUUAUCACACCACUCUCACCGAGGCGGAUGUGAUGCACCUCGAAGACGACUUCUCAAGUAUGGUCGUCAGAACUUGCGGCAUUGACGAUGCGCGGUGGUCUCGGCUGGUUCCUUUCAUAAUGCGAGUGGAUCCGGAUCAGAUCAUGGAUUUUCUCGACAAGCAUGAUGUGCAUGAUAACAACGGGCUGGCGUUUGACAAGGUGGACGAGUGGGAGAAAGCCAAGAGCGAGAAUGGUCCGUCUGAGAAGAAACAGGGAGACCAGGUGAUCGGAUCUGUUCUAACAGAAAACGCCAUGGUUGUGGGCGACGGCCCAGAUGAUUUCGACUUGGGCGGCAUUUCCUUUGAAGAUAACGACGCGGGUCUGUUUGACGACGAAGAUUUCGAGGGCGGCGCCCCCGACAAGCCAGACGCUCUCAAGAAAGCCACUGAAGCUGCUGAGGUUAAACUGGAGGAAACGGCGCACCACUGCCCUGGGACAGCUCCCUCGGCAUCGUCUCCAACAUCGAAUCCCAUGCCUCUGAGAAACGUCCGCCGUCAUUCCAGAUUUGAGGAGUCAUCUCAUACUCGCAAGAGACAGCGCGUUGAAAGGAUCACGACUCCGCCCAGUGUUGACAGGAUCAGCGAUGACGCAGACGUAUAUGAUGAUUUGGCAAUCGACGACGCUGAUGAGCUCCCAUCGGAGUCGGCAAUCGAGGUGGACGUCCCGCCGAUUCCUCACGAGCCAGGAUACCCUGGAGUGAGACAAAAUGUGGAGGCCCUACUGAGCGAAUUACUCCCUGGCUGGCAGCCGUAUGGAGCCGAGAUGCCCGACUGCUAUCGAUACGUCGACGAUGGAGACGAGACCAUGCUCAAGUUUUCGAAGAGAUUUCAUCUCAGGGCUGACAGUUUUGAACACAUUGCACCGCAGAUGAAGGCGGGAACCACCUACUGUCUCGAUGUCAAGAUUACUGCCGGCGAAGUGUCGACGCCUUUCGGUUUGAAUAAGACGCAAAAUCACUUUCAUCACAAACGAGACAAUACGACCAACAUUGUAUAUCUUGUUUUGCGGGUAUCUCACGCCCUACAUGACAUCCAGGACCUCUUGGUCGUAUUGAACCCUUGGACUCGCCGCGUUGAUGAGAAUGACCGGACGGAGCUCCAGUGUAGCGAGUGGACUGUGUUCAACUUUGUGUGA
Verticillium alfalfae VaMs.102 is the source of this 4374-nucleotide messenger RNA. RefSeq lists its product as hypothetical. The record is from RefSeq and is a predicted model, not a curated record. The transcript has 7 exons. Bases 1 to 4374 code for a protein of 1457 amino acids. Lineage: Eukaryota; Fungi; Ascomycota; Sordariomycetes; Glomerellales; Plectosphaerellaceae.